This is a messenger RNA of Colletotrichum godetiae, 1272 nucleotides long. RefSeq lists its product as uncharacterized. Bases 1 to 1146 code for a protein of 381 amino acids. The record is from RefSeq and is a predicted model, not a curated record. Lineage: Eukaryota; Fungi; Ascomycota; Sordariomycetes; Glomerellales; Glomerellaceae. The transcript is spliced from 2 exons.
AUGGCGCAAGCACCGCGUCCCACCUUCAUCAACCUCCCUCCUCCCACCUCCAACCCGGAUACCCCAUCUGAGAUGCCCGGCACCCCCACGAGCGCUACGACCUCCCUCUCUGCCCUCUCGACCACCGCUAUUAAAGAUGGUCACCGAGGCCACUUCCCCCAGGGUCCCGCUGGCGUCCGCGGCCACGCCCAUCAUCCCUCUACAACCAGCCUCGAGGCUGAGCGCGCCGACAGAAUCUCCCGUCUCGCCGGUCUAGAGCGAGUCUCGACUCUGCGUGCCCCGCCGCACCAGCAGAAUGCCGGCUCCUCAAUCUCUCCUCAGACGACCCCCACCUCCACCGGCUUCCCUGCCAACUACCCGCCCAACACGCACCUCACGCCCGCAUACUUCGAUGCCCAAGGCCAGCCUACCGCUGUUACUAAGAUGAGCACUGUCGGUACCGCUAGCGCAACCGAGAGCUAUGUCGGCGACGACAACGAGACGCGUACCGCACCUGGCGAGCAGGACGAGGAUAUGUUCAGCAUGGAUACCAACUACCGUGAGGCCGACUCGGUCACCAGCAUGGGCGCCGAGCCUGAGCGCAUGGACGAGGACCACACGGCGGGGUCCACCGCAGGCUACGAUGACCGUAUGAGCGACGACGGAUCUGCUAGCCUUGUUGGCUUUGGUGAGGGCGCCAAUAGUACUGUGUCUGGUCCCAUUUACCAGCGUCGCCCCAUUCCUGGAGUUGCUGGUCAGGCCGGUAUUUGGGGUCUGGAGCGAAGUGCCUCGGGGCUCAGUGAUGGCAUGCCGACACAGCGAGCCCGCGACAUCACAAUGGGCGGUGAUACUCCCACCAGCGCGGCCGCAAUGCAGGAACGACGGGAUGCGCGGAUGAUGGAUGGUACGACCAAUGAUGGCGCCGGUGUACCCAGCGACGAAAUGUACGUCGACACCACCAACAAGCCACCUGUCCCUGCUUCCCAGCUCCCCCAACAAUCUUCACAAGCUAACCCCGCCACGACGCCGACAGCUCGUGAUACCGCAGAGCGUCUUCUCAGGGAGCGACUUGAUGGGGGCGAGGCGCGCGUAGGUAACACCGCGCUUGGUAGCCCCCAGGGUGGUGGUGAUAAGCUCGGCAAGUUCUACUUUGAAGAGCGGAAAUAAGGCACCCCAAUUUCUUUCCUCAUUUGACCAAGUAGGCGGAGAAGAGGUAUGCGGAUGAUUAUAUACGGUUCAUGACGUUGGGAAAUAACUUCGGAAGAAAAACUGCGGGCUAGAGUCUUCGCCUGC